This is a messenger RNA of Cucumis melo (muskmelon), 894 nucleotides long. RefSeq names its product ethylene-response factor C3-like. NCBI's taxonomy places the organism in Eukaryota, Viridiplantae, Streptophyta, Magnoliopsida, Cucurbitales, Cucurbitaceae. The transcript has a single exon. Gene Ontology annotation, molecular function: DNA-binding transcription factor activity; DNA binding. The record is from RefSeq and is a predicted model, not a curated record. Gene Ontology annotation, biological process: regulation of DNA-templated transcription; ethylene-activated signaling pathway. The coding region runs from base 111 to 782 and encodes 223 amino acids.
AAUUUGUUUUAAAGCAAAGAAAACAGAGCCAAAAAAUAACCACCGCGACAAGACCGUGAAGAUCGAAAUCUCCGGUACCGUGAAGAUCGAAAUCUCCGGUUGAACUCCAAAUGGAAUCCUCUUACUUUUCGUUUUCCGAUUCAGAUUUCUCGACGGAAUCUUCAUUCGGAUCAGUUGAAUCAUCGUUCUCAUGGAGUGAAUUUUUCUCAAUCCACAGUGCCCUAGAAAACUCAACCGGAGUCGAAGAAUUUCUCGGGAAUCAAAAAUCGGAAUCGGAAUCGAAAAUCGUAGUGAAAGAAGAAAUCGAAGUGAAUUCGAUUGAUUUUAAGGAGGAGAAACAGAGGAAGACGACAGAGAAGAAUUACAGGGGAGUGAGACGGCGGCCAUGGGGGAAAUACGCGGCGGAGAUUAGGGAUUCAACGAGACAUGGAGUUAGGGUUUGGCUUGGGACUUUUGAUAGCGCUGAAGCUGCUGCUUUAGCUUAUGAUCAAGCAGCAUUUUCGAUGAGAGGAACAAUGGCCGUGUUGAACUUUCCGGUGGAAAUGGUGAGGGAAUCGUUACAGGAUAUUAAGUAUCAAUUGGAAGAAGGAUGUUCGCCGGUUGUAGCCUUGAAGAAGAAACACUCAAUGAGAAGGAAGUCGGUGGCGGCGGCGGCGACGGCGGCGGUGGAGAAGAAGAAGAUGAAGAAAAAGAACAAUGUGGUGAUUUUGGAAGAUUUGGGAACAGAGUAUUUGGAGGAACUUUUGAUGUUAAGUUCAUGUGAGAGUAUAAAUCCUUUUUAAUGUAUUUUUUUUCCAUGAAUUUGUGAGCUUUACCAUAGAGAGAGAGAGAGAGAGAGAGAGAAAAAAUGUAAAUAUAUCCCUUUUAUUUUUUAUUUUCAACCAUUUUCAUUUA